AUGGGAGAAAUAGAGCAGAGGCCAAGUCCAGGAUCGCGACUGGGGGCCCCGGAGAAUUCGGGGAUCAGUACCUUGGAACAUGGACAGAAGCCGCCCCCCACACCUUCAGGAAAACUCAUGUCCAUUAAAAUCCAGAUGCUGGACGACACCCAGGAGGCAUUUGAAGUUCCACAAAGAGCCCCUGGGAAAGUGUUGCUGGAUGCAGUUUGCAACCACCUCAACCUCGUGGAAGGGGACUAUUUUGGCCUCGAGUUUCCCGACCACAAAAAGAUCACGGUGUGGCUGGAUCUCUUAAAACCUAUUGUCAAGCAGAUUAGAAGGCCAAAGCAUGUUGUUGUGAAGUUUGUGGUGAAAUUCUUUCCACCUGACCACACACAACUCCAGGAAGAACUCACAAGGUACCUGUUUGCUCUGCAGGUGAAGCAGGAUCUGGCUCAAGGCAGGCUGACGUGCAAUGAUACCAGCGCGGCUCUCUUGAUCUCACACAUUGUACAAUCCGAGAUUGGGGAUUUCGAUGAAGCAUCAGACAGAGAGCAUUUAGCAAAAAACAAGUACAUACCUCAGCAAGAUGCGCUAGAAGACAAAAUCGUGGAGUAUCACCAUAACCACAUCGGACAAACACCAGCAGAAUCAGAUUUCCAACUUCUGGAGAUUGCCCGUAGGCUGGAGAUGUAUGGGGUCCGGUUGCACCCGGCUAAGGACAGGGAAGGUACGAAGAUCAACCUGGCUGUUGCCAACACGGGAAUUCUAGUGUUUCAGGGUUUCACCAAGAUCAACGCCUUCAACUGGGCGAAAGUGCGCAAGCUGAGCUUCAAGAGGAAGCGCUUUCUCAUCAAGCUCCGCCCAGACGCAAACAGCUCGUACCAGGAUACCUUGGAAUUUCUGAUGGCCAGUCGGGAUUUUUGCAAGUCGUUCUGGAAAAUCUGUGUUGAACAUCAUGCCUUUUUUAGACUUUUUGAAGAGCCCAAACCAAAGCCAAAGCCUGUUCUCUUUAGUCGAGGCUCAUCAUUCCGGUUCAGCGGUCGGACUCAGAAGCAGGUUCUCGACUUUGUUAAAGAAGGAGGACAUAAGAAAGUGCAGUUUGAAAGGAAACAUAGCAAGAUCCAGUCCAUCAGAAGCCUUGCUACACAGCCCAUGGAGCCGAAUUCAGAAGUGCCAAAACAAGCGCAGCAGAGUGCCAGCCUUCCGCCCGGAGAAGGUGCGGAGCCCGCAGGUGGCGCGGGCGGUCAGCAGGGAGCGGAGCCGAGCGCUGCUGCCGAAGAGCGCCAGAGCCCCGCGCCGCCCAGGAGCCCCGCGGGCGGCGGGAAGGCGGACGGAGCCCCGCGGGCGCCGGCCGACGAAGAGGAGGAGGUCGUUAAGGAUAGGACCCAGCAGAGUAAAGCUCAGCCCCCGCAGCCGAGCACAGGCUCCCUGACUGGUAGCCCUCACCUUUCAGAGCUGUCCAUCAACUCGCAGGGAGGAGCCGCGCCCACCAACGUGAUCCUGUCUCCCAACCUGAGCCCUGACACCAAGCAGGCCUCUCCCUUGGUCAGCCCGCUGCUGAACGACCAGGUGUGCCCACGCACCGACGACGAGGAGGAAGGCCGGAGAAAGAGAUUCCCGACUGACAAGGCAUACUUCAUCGCUAAGGAAGUCUCCACCACCGAGAGAACUUAUCUGAAGGAUCUUGAGGUCAUCACUUCGUGGUUUCAGAGCACAGUCAGCAAAGAGGAUGUCAUGCCUGAAGCCUUGAAAAGUCUCAUAUUCCCGAAUUUUGAACCUUUGCACAAAUUUCAUACAAGUUUUCUCAAGGAGACUGAACAACGACUAGCCCUGUGGGAAGGCCGCUCAAAUGCCCACAUCAGAGGGGAUUACCAAAGAAUCGGAGAUGUCCUACUGAAGAACAUUCAGGGUAUGAAGCAACUGGCGGCUCACCUGUGGAAGCACAGUGAAGCUUUGGAGGCGCUGGAGACGGGCAUCAGGAGCUCGCGGCGGCUGGAGAGCCUGUGCAGAGACUUCGAGCUGCAGAAGGUGUGCUACCUGCCGCUCAACACCUUCCUCCUGCGCCCGCUGCACCGGCUCAUGCACUACAAGCAGGUCCUGGAGCGGCUGUGCAAGCACCACCCGCCCAGCCACGCAGACUUCAGGGACUGCCGAGCUGCUCUGGCAGAGGUUACUGAAAUGGUGGCACAGCUUCACGGUACGAUGAUCAAGAUGGAGAAUUUCCAGAAGCUGCAUGAACUCAAGAAAGACUUGAUUGGCAUCGACAAUCUUGUGAUUCCGGGAAGGGAAUUCAUCCGCCUGGGCAGCCUCAGCAAGCUCUCCGGCAAGGGGCUCCAGCAACGCAUGUUUUUCCUGUUCAACGACGUCUUGCUGUACACGAGCAGGGGGCUGACGGCCUCGAAUCAGUUUAAAGUGCAUGGGCAGCUCCCGCUGUACGGCAUGACUAUAGAGGAAAGCGAAGACGAGUGGGGUGUCCCCCACUGCCUGACCCUGCGGGGCCAGAGACAGUCCCUCGUCGUGGCGGCCAGCUCUAGAUCCGAGAUGGAAAAGUGGGUCGAGGAUAUACAAAUGGCCAUCGACUUGGCAGAGAAAAGCAGUGGCCCCACUCCCGAGUUCCUGGCCAGCAGCCCCCCCGACCACAAGUCCCCCGAUGAGGCCGCGGUGGCCGACCAGGAGUCGGAGGACGACCUGAGCGCGUCGCGCACAUCGCUGGAGCGCCAGGCCCCGCACCGCGGCAACACCAUGGUGCACGUGUGCUGGCACCGCAACACCAGCGUGUCCAUGGUGGACUUCAGCGUCGCCGUGGAGAAUCAGUUGUCCGGGAACCUGCUGAGGAAAUUCAAAAACAGCAACGGGUGGCAGAAGCUGUGGGUGGUGUUCACGAACUUCUGCCUGUUCUUCUACAAGUCCCACCAGGACCAUCACCCCCUGGCAAGCCUGCCUCUGCUCGGCUACUCACUCACCAUUCCCUCCGAGUCCGAGGACAUCCACAAAGACUACGUGUUCAAGCUGCAUUUCAAGUCUCACGUGUACUACUUCAGGGCCGAAAGCGAGUACACGUUUGAAAGGUGGAUGGAGGUGAUCCGCAGCGCGACCAGCUCGGCUUCCCGCGCCCACAUCCUGAGUCACAAAGAAUCCCACGUGUACUGA
Messenger RNA from Puma concolor (puma), 3132 nucleotides. Lineage: Eukaryota; Metazoa; Chordata; Mammalia; Carnivora; Felidae. The record is from RefSeq and is a predicted model, not a curated record.